UUGCUCGAUUCGGGAUAAAGCACAUAUUGAAAUGAGCUUUUAUCUAAAGACAGUUUUAGCUAGCCUACUUUUUUGCGAGUGCUGGGACCGGUAGGGGCUAGUAACGUUAAGCUACUGUGAUAAACACGAGUCUUGCUGGUUUUACACUGAAAAUGUUUAACUAUUACAAGCCAAAAGUCUUAGCUGUUAACGUUACCUACUAGUUGGACAUGAAACGUCACAUUAGCUAAAUAAGAAUGCGACAGGAGUGGGGACUGGUUCUUAAAGGGAUGUCAUAAAUCGCAGUUAGCUAGUUAGCUUGCUAACCUCACCUGUUAACAGCUCCUAGGCUCUCAGACUGAACAACAACAGCUAUGCCAGGUUUUCCUUUAUCAUUUCUUUUGCAGCAUUCACCAGGAUGCAGACUUUUAUUGGAACAAAUGGACAAAAGCAAAUGUUGCACACUAGUUACCUGAUGAAUUUUGCAGGCUUUCCACCGUCUUUUUUAUAUAUAAUGCACAAAUCCAUAACUCGUGAUUUGUGGCCCAUAUCAGUAAUUCAUCUGCCCUCAUCGUGGUACCCUUAUUUAACGAUAAUGGUUGCUGACAGAUUGUGCUCUGUGGUGUUUAGAGUCUUUGUCAGCCUCUGAGCGUGAGUAUCACUGCUUCACUCCAUCAUCACAGAGUACCACUGAAGCCUUGUUGACUACAGUGGUGGCGGGGCAGGAGUCCACAGCUCAGGAUGGCGUCACCCUUUGUACCUGUCCCGGUGCCCAUGGACAGAGCCUUGCCGGGUGGUAAUGACAAGCUUAGACAUCCACAGCGAGCUUCAUCACUAGGUAGCAUCUCCAGCAGCUCGGAGUCUUCUUCCUCUUUCACCAGGAUGUCCAGGGAGGACCCUGUAUUAGGCUCCCAGCACCAGUCUCGCUGCAUGGACGGAGGCAGCCACAGCUGGGCACCUCCACCCCUCCAGCGCCCCAUGGUACAGACCAAGAUCAAUGGGACUCUGGAGCCCUCUGUGGAGUACAUCAGCUGCCCACGUUCCCUGUCAGAUCCCACUGGGAGCCAGCAAGGCGAGGAGAGGCCUAUCACCCCCACUGUGCUUGGAUAUGAGGUCAUGGAAGAGAGGGCCAAGUUCACGGUGUAUAAGAUCCUGGUCAAGAAGACACCGGAUGAGAGCUGGAUUGUUUUCAGAAGGUACACAGACUUCUCCAGGCUAAACAACAAGCUGAAGGAGAUGUUUCCAGGCUUCCGCCUCUCGCUGCCUCCAAAGCGGUGGUUCAAAGACAACUAUGACAGUGAUUUCCUAGAAGACAGACAGAUGGGCCUGCAGGCCUUUUUGCAAAACCUGGUUGCACACAAGGACAUUGCCAACUGUGUGGCAGUGAGAGAGUUUUUAUGCCUGGAUGACCCACCUGGGCCCUUUGAUAGUCUGGAGGAGAGCAGGGCGUUCUGUGAGACUCUAGAAGAGAGCAAUUAUCGUCUCCAGAAAGAGCUGCUGGAGAAACAGAAGGAGAUUACUUCCCUGAAGAGGAGGCUGGAGGAGAGGGAGCAGGUCAUCCUGAAACUGGAGAAGCAUAUCAAUGGUGAAUGCAUGAGCCUGGAAUCUCCAUCUGGUUUGUCAGCUCAGUGCAGUGACAGCAGCGCAGAUGUGGAGUCGUCCCCUGCAGAGGCUGAUCAGGACAUGCCCGAUGACACUGGUGGUAGGUGUGAGGUCCAGCCAAUGCAAUCCUCUGCUUGUUGGUGUGGGCCGUCACUCAGCGCCUCUCCUCCAGUUAUCAAGGUCACCCAGCUUUACCAUUAGAAGCUGGAGGACUGAUGACCAACACUGGGCUCUUUUCAUUUGUACUCAGUCUCCUCCCCUACUACACCACUUAUGUUGGAUAGCUACUCCACACCCAACUUAGUUUUUUUUUCUGCUCUCUCCUCAACCUGCUCCCAUCACCUCUCAGCAGUUGUUCCACCUUUCAGUUGGAUCUGAUGUAGCCUUUUUCAAAACUUGUGUGUGGGGUUAAUGGGGAACGAUUUUAUACUGACACAACCUUAUAUUUCCUCUAUACAUUGGAUCAUGGGCUAUUAUGUGUGGCACCUACAGAAGACUUCUUCAUGAAGACCUUAAGCAGCUUCUUGUAAGAGUUAUAUUUGGACAUGGCUCUAUUUCUUCAAACCUCAGACUAAGCAAUUCUUAAACAGUGUGAAAAUUUCUCUGUCCUCAUCGUUCACUUGUGAACCUCUUAUCAUGGAUUGAAUAAUUUAAUCCUGUGGUGACAAAGCCAAAGUUUGGCUUCUUAGCCAGAAAGAAUAAAAAGAUAACUUAAAGAAUCA
Monopterus albus (swamp eel) is the source of this 2303-nucleotide messenger RNA. RefSeq names its product sorting nexin 16 (gene snx16). NCBI's taxonomy places the organism in Eukaryota, Metazoa, Chordata, Actinopteri, Synbranchiformes, Synbranchidae. Gene Ontology annotation, cellular component: early endosome; late endosome. Gene Ontology annotation, molecular function: phosphatidylinositol binding. The record is from RefSeq and is a predicted model, not a curated record. The transcript has 8 exons. Gene Ontology annotation, biological process: protein targeting to lysosome; endosome to lysosome transport; early endosome to late endosome transport. Bases 721 to 1782 code for a protein of 353 amino acids.